AUGGCGUACGACAUUGACAUCGAGAGCGCAAUGGCACUAGGUACCAGAUGCCGGUAUGGACUGCGUCACCUUGCACUUCGCUUUGAACAUCAACACAUCAGAGAUGGCCAUAUCAAGCCGAGCACCUGGCGAUAUCCGGCUCCAUGCAGCGUUGCGUGGAAUCUUCUUACUGGAAUUGGACAGUAUAAAAAUAUCGGUAUUUCCGGGUUGCAGACCUUGAUACUGGAGCGCUCUGGUAUCACGCCGUGGCAGUUGACGAUGCUCGUAAAGAAGAAUCCUAAUCUUACGGUGUUGAAGUUGAAAACCUGUCACGGUGCACAGCCAGAUUUCUUGAAUUGGCUGGGAGGCCUCGAAGAAGAUCCGGACGACCCGGCAGAAACAGUUAACGGUUAUGCACCGGGGUAUAGACUUGAGGUUUUCUGGUUGGAGAACUGCCACGAGAUCCUCACGCACCCCGUUGAUGAUUAUGAGGAUUUCCCGAAAGAAGCCUGUGAUAGUGGUCUUGAAUGGGUGAGAGGCUUGAGGAAUCUGAAAGUGAGUGUCAACUUCAUCCUCAUAAAUACUAGUUGCAAUAGGAAGCUAAUAGCACACAGUCCCUCUCUUUCAGCAAAUGCAUGA
Messenger RNA from Aspergillus oryzae RIB40, 618 nucleotides. RefSeq lists its product as uncharacterized. Lineage: Eukaryota; Fungi; Ascomycota; Eurotiomycetes; Eurotiales; Aspergillaceae. The record is from RefSeq and is a predicted model, not a curated record. The coding region runs from base 1 to 618 and encodes 205 amino acids. The transcript has a single exon.